Molecule: messenger RNA, 13384 nt
Organism: Porites evermanni
Lineage: Eukaryota; Metazoa; Cnidaria; Anthozoa; Scleractinia; Poritidae
Source: the annotation of a GenBank genome assembly
AUGGCGAGAAGUCCAAUCACAGCUUCGAAAGAAGGCGAAGCCACAGCAGCCGCUGAGGAAACACUGCACUUUGAUGAUGACAAUUUAAGAGGUGAGGAACAACAUGCUAUUUUUCAGUUGUGUCCAGAUGUGAGGGUAAUAAUAUUGAGUUUAAGCCAUUUUAUUCAAUAUUCGUAAAAGAUAUGCUUACGAUGUCUUUUAAUUUCAUCUCAGCAGUUGCAGAAGUUAAAGACGGAAUGAUAAAACACGGAAAAUAGACCAUUUUCAUUUUUCGUUUUUUCAUUUUUUUUUUUAAAUUCAUACUUGGCUCGAUUGACUAUUCCGGGUUUUCAGUUACAGCGGCGAAGCCACGAGGAACGAGGGCGGAAGCCCGAGCUAAGAAAAAAUAAGAGUCUUCUCUCCACCCCAAUCUCUCCUCCUUUUUACCAUUAAUUUACGUAAUUUCCCUAUUUCGCUCACCGCACGUGGCAAUGAGGGAAGAAGGACGACCGCUGGCGGUCUAUUGUGGAGAGCGCAAUUGACCAUUCAUAUGGAAAUUGCGCUGUGUAAGUGACAAUUAUUGUUAUUAUUAUUAUUAUUAUUAUUAUUAUUAUUAUUAUUAUUAUUAUUAUCCUUAUCAUUAUUAUCAUUGUAGCAAUCGCUGAGGUCUACAAAAAUGAGGGCAACGAUGAGUACAAGAAGAACAAUUUUAACAAAGCCAUUCAAUUCUACACGGAAGGAAUUAAAGUGAACUCUAGAGAUGAAGAACUGAACGCCAUACUGUACAGCAACAGGGCGGCGGCACGUUUUAAUUUGGGUGAGAAGUUGCUGUUGUCUUAAAUAUCUUUAAUUUCUUUUUGCCCAUCGGAUUGUUUUGGGGGCCGGGUACAGUAACAACUGCUAUGAAUACUAGCAGUGAUUAUGCGAGUACUGUGGUAAAAGGGUUCUAUGCUGUUCCGUUCUCAACCUCGUUCCCAGGGUCCUCUCCUACUCGUCCCGCGUAAACAGGAUACUGGGAACGAGGUCGGGGAGAAUUAAUUAAGUAUUGUAUUGUGCCGUUCUAGGGUGUAAAUCGCCUUUUUUCGUUCAUUCUUUCACAGGUAAUUACACUGAAACACUGGAUGAUGCAAAAAUUGCCGUGGGCUUACGACCAUCUUUCUUGAAAGCUUUUGUGCGAGGUAAGUUAGCUAUAGUCUCGUCGUCAAAAUUCAGUGGCGAAUCCGGGGGGGGGGGGAAGAGUCUUUGGGGUGUGGAUUCCCCCAAUAUAUCCGACUGAUUAAGUAUUAAGCCAACUAACUACUAUAAAACUGAAACAGUUACCUCUGCAUGGUCCUGAAUUGUCGCAUACAACUUCUCAGCUUAAAAACAGAACUUGCUUUUCAUGUUGCCUUUUAGUCUUGGGGCUUGGUCAGUUUAAUUAAAUCUGAAAAGAGAAAUUUCAUCAUUUAUCGAUUUAACACAAGAGGCGAUUGAUUUUUAUGAGUAGAAUGUUAUGUGUUCACAUGAACUGUGGUAAAAAAAAAAUGUGUAACGACGUAGAAGGAUGGAAGUUACUGGCUUCAACUGGGUGUUUAGGUUGGACCCUCCUGAGCAAAAAUACCUGGAUCCGCCCCUGAUCAAAUUUCUUUCCAAGUUAAUUAGGUAUCAAAAAGGUUGAGGCUAACCAAACGGACUGUAACCAUGGUAACCGAAUGUUUCAUUACAAUAUCAAAGAUUUCUGAACUUUGUAAAAUAUACUCCGUUGCACGUAGGUAAACUCUCCUCCAACACACCAGUCAACGUAACGAAGAGCCACUCUACUUCACCGAGUUGUUAACGAUGUCCUCAUUUCCCUCCCUUGACAACAAAUGUGAUGUUCUCCUAGUACUGUUUUAACGUUCAGUUGCAGCUGUAUUAACUAUUGAUUCUUUCACUCUCUGAUCGGUCUGGUGUACAAUAGGUUUAGUCAGCUUAUAUCUCUUCUCUAUCACAAGCUUCCACUUAAGCUGUUGCCGCUGUUUAUAACAUGGUAGCAUGUGAUAUCAUAAUAUAAUGUUUGUAAAACUACGCAGUCAUCGCUACAAAAAAAUGCGCAGUAGAUGUAAUGUUGGCAGGGCAAUUGAAAGGAUCAUGCGCAUUGACUGUUCCUUGUACAUGAUUUUUUUCGCGUAGUUUCCCCGAAACUUUCAUCACCCACGUAAAUCUUCAAAAAGUCCUUCCCCUGAAACAACAAACAACAUACUCAGCAUUAAAUACAUAAAAUGUGUGUUGGAGCUAAGCUGUGCUUUGUGUAUUUACAGGUGCAAGUGCCUGCGUUCAAUUGAAAAAGUUUGACGAAGCCAUCACUUGGUGUAAUAAAGGAUUAGCAGUAUCCUUUCCGAAAGUUGAUAGUCAAAAUAAUUUUCAUUUGGAGUCAAUUUCCUUAACCAAAAGUUCUCUUCAAAUCCUGAGCGCGGUCGCCGCCGCCCGUUUUAGAGAAAACACCGCGCGCCUAGCCUUCUCGCCCCUAGAAUCGGUUCCUAAGACUUAACGAAACUGAAUCGAAACAAAGCGUAUUUCAAGGCUUUGGUACAAGAAAAAUGGAAGAAUUAACCAGAAGACAAAAGACUACUUCCAUGGGAGAACGCAACUUUAUUACACAAAAAAGUCGCGAAUUUUUAGCCCGGUUAGGUCGGGAUCAUGACAUGCACAUGCUGCCCAAUUUAGGGAUUAAAUUUCCGAGGCCUCUUUUCUUAAAGGCCCAUGUUCACCCUAGAUGCAUUGCGCGCCCUAUACUUCAGAGAAAAACAUUUCGCGUAGUUGAAAAUCGCUGCAGCCUUCAGUGUGUAGAGUCAAUCUUUGUUAAUCUUCCACAGUUCGCUAAAUCUGGUUUAAAAGAAAGUCUAGACAGGUUUUUUUGGUAUUUUUCUUUACAUCUUUUUGGAUAUUUUGGUCUGGUAUCAAGCCUUUUUGUUUCUGUGAGUGUUUGUUUCACUGCAUUACUUUCGAUGUCGGCGCCAUCGAAACGUACGCUUGAAAGACCGCGUCGACGGGGGUCGCCGAAGUACAUUCGUCUCUGUAAAUCCGUUUUUUUAAUCUUUGGAGAGAUGGGAAAGAAGCUCUUGGCUGCAAAUUCUACAGACAGCGUGUUUGCCGAGUUCCUUCUACAUGGAAUGUUCAAUUGUAAACAAAGGUCCCGUUGAAAUCAGUUGAAAGAAAAACAAGCGAGUCAAUCUAACAUGAACAAUGCUUUAUUUAAUUUCAGUUAACCUAUGAAGCGAGUGAUAUCCUUAACGUAAACUUCUCGUCUGGCGUAUCACGAUUAAAUCUCUAAAGCAGAGAAAACUAUUAUUAGUAAACCAAUCAUUAGCAAAACCUAAAGAAAGUGUGACAGCGAUUACAGCGACAAGACUUGUACUCAGUGCUGAUUCGACGCUUUACAAACACAACUUCUCGCUCAUUCUUUCGACAACACAUACCUAAGCUUCCUAAAAAUUAACGCAAACUAAUAGACUGAGGAAUCAAAACAUUUCACAGUCGAAUCGGGCUUCUAUAUGCUGACGACACCCAAUUAUAUAUUACCUUUAAAUCUACCAGCUUGAAUGACAUCCAACAAGUGAAGUUGAGGGUGGAAUGCUGUGUGAGGGACAUUGAUGAAUGGAUGAUAAGAAACUAUCUUAAACUGAACCAGGACAAAACGGACCUUGUAGUCAUCAGUUCCAGAUUCCAUCCUAUGCCUGACAUCGGUCACAUUACUGUUGGUUCUGAGUGCAUUGCACCUCGUGACUCUGUUCGUAAUUUAGGGGUUCAGUUUGAUAGCAUAUUUAGUUUUGAGGAGCACAUUAAGAACAUUUGUAAAUCAUCAUUCUAUCAUUUGAGAAAUAUUGCUAAAAUCCGCAAGUACUUAAGCCAAGAUACAUGUGAAAUCUUAGUCCAUGCAUUUAUUAGUUCGAAACUUGAUCACUGUAAUUCCUUAUUACAUGGCCUUCCUAAGUAUCUGUUAGCUAGACUACAGGCAGUUCAGAAUGCUGCAGCUCGUGUUGUCACACUGACACCGAAGCAUGUUCAUAUAACUCCUAUUUUAAUUAAUCUUCAUUGGUUACCAGUUGAGUUUAGAAUAACUUUUAAAGUCCUUUUAUUGGUAUACAAGGCCCUUCAUGGCCUUGCACCUUCUUAUAUUUCUGACCUUUUGAAUUUUAAAACAUACUCUAGGUCAUUGCGUUCUUCAUGUAAAGAAUAUUUAGUGGUUCCAAGAAGCAGAUUGAAAACAUAUGGAGACAGAGCUUUCUCUAUUGCAGGACCUAAAUUGUGGAACGAUUUACCUCUAGAGAUUAGGAAAUGUGCUUCAGUGGCAACUUUUAAGCAAUCCCUUAAAACUUUUUUAUUUAAGUUAGCAUAUAGGUUAUGAGAUUCCUUUUGUUUUAAGAUGUUUUUGAUUUAUAUAGUAGAUAACUUAGGCUAUAUUUGAAUUAUAUUGUAUAUUGUAGAUAUUUUAUAAUUUUUUUUUUUUUUAUAUAUAUAUUCUUUUUUGUAAUUAGGUAGCGCUUUGGACAAUUAUUGGAUUUUAGCGCUAUAUAAAUAAAAUUAUUAUUAUUAUUAUUAUUAUUCAAGAAAAUCUCACCUGGAGCUUAGACGUUUCGUAAUUUUAUGAUCUUCGUUUUGUUCAUCGGACUCAACAAAGCAUCCAUACGCAUUAACUACCAUUUUAAAUGUUGAACUACUUUCUCCGAUGACAUUUAACGAAGUCGGCGAUAAUCUUCCUCCAUUUGGGAAAGAAUUUAAGUCUUACUUGCUUCUUUGAUACUGUCUCUCAAGAAAGCUAGUCUCCCUCGCAGUCGUUUUUAGUAUCGUCACGCAACGCUCCUCAAAAGUGGAAGCCAAUCAAAACACUGCAUUUGACAAAAGAAGCGUUUCAAAACAAAAACACAAGCGCGCAAAGCCGAUUUGGUGAACAUGGGCCUUUAACACUGCUACAUGUGUUACUGGUGUUACGCGGGGAUAUGCGCUGGUACUAAGUACCAAACGAAAUAGCGUCUGAGCGAUCUCGUCGAUCACUUGAUGAGUUGGACAACCCCGAACUUUUUUCGGCUGCGAAUUUCGUUGAAGAAUUGUCCAACUAGGGUACCUGACGUCUUUUAAAGCUGCCAGAAUUCCUGGACUGUCAGCUGAGCAAAUUUUUUGUUUUUUAAUGUACCACCAUGAAGCACCCUUUAACGCCGUGCAACACCAUGUAACACCAAGUACUACCGUGUAAGACCCUGUAACACCAUGUAACACCGUGUAACAGCCUGUAACAUCCUGUGACACAACGUAGCACCCUGUAGUACCCACGUCCUCGAAAACACUGUAACACCGUGAAACACCAUAGGCCACCGUUUAGCACCCUUUAACACCGUGUAACAGUAUAUAACCCUGUGUAACAUUAUAUAACACCCUGUAACACCAUAUAACACCCUGUAGCAUCUUGUAACACCAUGUAGCACCGUGCAACCCCCGUGUGGCAGUCUGUAACACCCUGUAACUUCGUGUAACACAAUGUAACUUCGUGUAACACAAUGUAAAGACAUGUAACACUAUGUAACACCCUGUAGCAUUAGAGCGGUUUUCACUUGACUGUCGAAAGGGAUUGGUUUUGGUUUUGGUUUUGGUUUUACUACGCCCUUUGGUUGGCUAGUGUAUUUACUUUGGUUUUGGUUUUACGACAGUCAAGUGAAAACCGCUCUAUGUAACACAGUGUAACACCCUCUAACACCGUGUAACACCUUAUAACACCGUGUAAUACCAUGUAAAACCCUGUAACACCUUGUAACACCAUGUUCCACCGUGUAGCACCCUGUAACACCAUGUUACACCCUUUAACACCAUGUAACACUGUCUAACACCCUGUAACACCGCGUACCUCCGUGUAGCACCCUUAAACACCGUGUAGCACCCUUAAACACCAUGUAGCACCAUGUAACACCAUGUCACACCGUGCAGCACCCUUUAACACCGUGUAGCACCAUGUAACACCAUGUCACACCGUGCAACAACCUUAAACACCGUGUAGCACCAUGUAAAACCAUGUCACACCGUGCAGCACCCUUCAACACCGUGUAGCACCAUGUAACACCAUGUCACACCGUGCAGCACCCUUUAACACCGUGUAGCACCAUGUAACACCAUGUCACACCGUGCAGCACCCUUUAACACCGUGUAAGACAAUGUAUCACUGUAUAACACCAUUUAGUUAAAUCCAACUAGUGGUCUAUUAUCAAUGCUGCGUUCUGAUUGGUUGAGCUACUUCUAGGCAAUAUGUUAUAGCCCACUAGUAGCGAAAAGCACGGGCUUUUUGGCGGCAAAAAAUGAUUAAAGUCUAGCUUUAACUAGCUAAAGUUUUUUUAUUCUCGAUAUUUUUGACCAACCAGUUGGAUUUUACUAAAACAAUUAUUCCUCUCGCCCUCAUGGCCUCUGAGUCAAUAGCCCAUUCGGCCUUCGGAAUAAUUGUUAAGUAUCACUGUGUAACACCAUAUGCCACCGUGUAGCAUCCUUUAAGACCGUGUAACACAAUAUAACACAGUUGCGGAUCCAGACCUUGAGAUAAAGUUGGGGAGGCUGUCUCCCAAAAAAAGCCAUUUUCUGCCCGUCGGAUCUCAGUCUGGUCUGAAAAAAAAGAGGGGACGGUCCCCCGGGCCCCUACCCCUGAAUCCGCCACUGUAACACCCUGAAACACCGUGUAACACCGUGUAGCACCCUUUAACACCGUGAAACACCAUGUAACACUGUGUAGCUACCUUUAACACCGUGAAACACCAUGUAACACCGUAUAGCACCCUGUAACACCCUGUAACACCGUGAAGCAACAUAUAACACCCUGGAACGUUAUGUAACACAGUGUAACACCCUCGAACAUCGUGUAACACCAUGUAAAACUUUGUAACUUCGUGGAACACCUCGUAAACAAACUGUGAGACUCAUGUGUAAUACCGUCUGUAAACGUGCGCGUGUGUACGACGUUUUACCCUGUGUAACAUGUAACACUGUUACAUGUGAAGCGCGUCAAAACUUUGGUCCCUGUAUCGUGCAUGGUAUAACAGCAUCACAAUACCAGUUUCAAGGAUGGUCCAGUUGUCCUGUAAUCACGAAUUCAUUAAUUUUGUGUUAAUUAUCGGACCGUGAUCUCGACAUACCGUACUAGCUAGGCUCAUGAAAUCAGCCCCUUUCUUACGAAAGUUACAGUUUCUUAUAAAAAUGACCAGUAAUGACCAAGCAAGUAUGUCAAUCGGCUGCUUGCCAGUAGAGAUUGCCCUUUUUUGUAUUACGAAUAUCCUUUUCCUUUACACGAGGCACCCUAGGCAAGAAAAUGUAUCCCCUUCUCAAAUUAACAAUCAUAAUUUUGAUAAUCGGGACGCUGCUACACAAAAACAUAUUAUUAUAAAGUAAUUUGCAAUCAGAGAACUAUUGGGGUUAUAUGACUAAUUAGAAAUAUUUCAGGUAGCUUUGCAAUUUUUCUAUUUAGUAUAAGACAGUUAACUGAACAAUUUAACUCAUGAAAGAUUGACCCGAAUAACCAGAAGUUGUUGGGAAUUCGAAGCUGGUCUAUGAAAGAGAAAAGCAAACUGCAAGGAAGCCACCAAGAAAAGGUAAGGAUGAAAAAAAAAUUAAAUUUAUGCUUCGUUGUUGGCGACUGCCAUGGAUACCCAGCAAUCAGUUUCGACCAGUGAAACAAACACUUGGAAAGGCGUCUCUGCACACAUAGCUGGGUCAACUACUCAAGGAACGUAUCUUUUAUCUUAGGUGUUAAUCAAAGGCUUCAUCCUCAUGUUUACGUUAACAAACACGGACAUUUUCAAUAAUUUUUGGACUUGUUAACUGGUCAGCUUUACUUUUUAAUUGCAAAUCGAAUUGAAUCAAAUUCCUUUCAUUUUGCAUUUCUAGAUCUAUGAAGUAAGUGAUUGUAUCUUUCAUGUUCUGUACAUUAAUUUUAAUACGUUUGAAAGGAAGAUAGCCAGUUCUCUCGAUAUUAAAUUUUUAUUACGUGGUAAACAUAAGUAAAAACAGAAAAAGACCUGAAGAUAUUCAGUCAGAAAAAAUUGCUCGAUAGGCAUGAAAAUUGAGAAAAUCGUCGGAAAAGCCAACGAGAAGCCUCGCGUUGAUUCCCCUCAAUCGAAAAAUUACCCCCUUCUAAGGUUCCUGACAGGUUAGUGCUAAGUACACCAGGUGCAAGGAAUUUUCUGUCCUUGCCCUCCCUAAGUCUAGAACAACGUACCCUUUAAUUUGCAGUCAUCCAUUAGUUUAAUAACUUUUCCUUUUUGCACUGCUGCUAUUCCAGCUUGUUACCGUAAAAGAUAUAAUAGAUAUAGGAGGCGUUUAAAAGAUAGAGGUGUUUAUUCUCGUAAAUUUGACAAGCGCAAAGAAACUAAAAAUAUGCUAAUUGAUACUUCUAGGCCGUCAAGAGAUCCAUAUCGUCCUCAAUCAAAUCUCAGUGUCAGAAUAGUCAGGCAAGAACAGUCAGAACAGAACAGUCAGCCUUCAUUGAAAGCCUAUCCUCAUUUUAAACUUGACAUUGAACAAAAUUGAUGCGGAAACCCUUGAUAAUCAAGCAAGAAACUGAAAAAGUAUAUGAUCGAUUUUGCUCUUGUUUGCUUUUUCCCAGUGUUCUUGACUGACUGUCAUAGGGUCGGGGGGCGUAUAAAUUUCAGCAUUCAACCAAAACUCUCUGUAAAUCUUAGCAAAGAAGGCAAACGCGUUACUGUAAGGUUUUGCCUCUGCUACAAUAAGAACACACACGCCAUGCAAGCCGAACGAAGCACGGAAUUGCGAUGAAACGGGGUGGCCUCAGGCUUUCUCUUUGGAAAAACAUGUAUUUUUUUUUUUCAAUAAAAGAGCUCCGACUGGCUGCGUGUCUAACCGGACGGCGUAAGUUGCAUUAAGUAAUUCACCAUGGUACGUGCAGGGAUAUCUUUCCCUGUAGACGCGGGAUGUCAUAUAUCGAAAUGUGACCGCUAAGAGUACAUGCUCCAAACUAAUCCCGACUGUUCCCUCACAAAAAAAAUGUUUACUAUAAUCGGUAGCUUCUCCGAUUUCUGUUUGGGGCUCAUUCUCUUUAGUAACUUUCAAAACAAAGUAAAGCACUGAGCGGAAGUAAAAACAACGUGGUGAGAAUUUCUACCUAAUUACCGCACUUGUGACCAUCAAGUACACUGUUGUUUAAUUUAUAAAGUUGAACAGGUCAGACCUUCACGCUACAAACUCUGAUUGUAAAGUUACAGACCGCAUUAUGACACCAUUGUACAAAGCUACUUCUCGGGCCAGGGCACUUGGAAGAAGAUUAUUCAAUCACAACGCCUUUUUGAAAACAAAAGAUUCUCAAUAAAAUUCAAGGUUCAACUAUGCAACCGUUGAAAACUUUGAAACCGUUUAAACGUACGUGACCUCUCAGGAAACAGCCCUCAAAUUUACGAAUUUUAUUGGUCCGUUUGGUUUCUCCUUGCCAUGGGGAACAUCAAGAUUCAUGGGAAACAAAAACUGUCGCCCUUUUUCAUUUUUUAUCUAGAAAAAUCACAUCUUCACAUCAUGUUACGAGUACUGGACAAAAAAAUCUGAGUCUGUAAAGGGAUGCAAAUUCAUGGCCUCAAGUACAUUUUUUUUAUCCUGAAAUUCAUUGCGUCUCAGUAAAACGCAAACGUCCGCGGCCCAAUCGUCAGUUAAUCUGACAAUGCAAAGAAUCGAUAGAUUAAACUUAGCAUGAGCUAAGGCUAAUGACAGGGCCUACUUUAUCUGAAAUAUUUAUUGAUAUGCCAUUCAGUUUCUAAGUUUUUGUAGAAUCUAUUUUUUCACUAAAGAAUUUAAAGACUACUUACCCUUGCAACGUUUUAAACCACCUUUAGCUGAAUUUGAAAGACAAUAAGAAACUGCCUAAAAGGUGUCUCACAGCAUAGUGGGGCGGAUAAACAAUAUUUUAUUAAGCAAUGUAGUGUAACAUUGACGUGUAAUUUCCUUGCAUUGUACGUAAUUUGUUUUACAGAAAAUUGACACGAAGGGGACAUACAAAGCUGGAAUUGACAACUUUGAUGACAGAUCGAGAGAGGGAAAGGAGUAUGACACAGUUGGUCUUCCCCAUAGCCAUAUGGGAGGUUUUGAUACAGCAAUAGGCAACCUUGAACGUUGUCUAAGAAUUGCCAAAGAACUAGGCGACAGAUUGGCAGAGGGAGUGGUGUAUGACAGUCUUGGCAGCAUCUAUCUCAAUCUGGGAGAUUUAAAAUCAGCAAUAGACAACUAUGAACGUUAUCUAAAAAUUGCGAAAGAACUGGGUGACAGAUCGAGAGAAGCAAAGGCCUAUGGCAAUCUUGGCAUCGCCCAUCGCAAGCUGGGAGGUUUUAAAACAGCCAUUGACUGCCAUGAAUGUCGCCUUAAGAUUUCAAAAGAACUGGGUGACAGAUGGGAAGAAGGAGCAGCGUAUUGCAGUCUUGGUAACGCGCAUCGCAAUCUGGGAGAUGUAAAAACAGCCAUAGACUUCUAUGAAAGUUUCCUAAAAAUGACGAAAACACUGGGCGACAGAUCGGGAGAAGGAGCAGCUUAUAACAAUCUUGGAUACGCCUAUGUAAAUUUAGGAGACUAUAAGACAGCCAUUCACUACUAUGAACGUCGCCUUCAAAGAACGAGAGAGUUGGGUGACAAAAAAGGAGAAGAAGCAGCAUAUAACAAUCUUGGAAGCGCCCAUCGCAAACUAAAAGAUUUUAAAACUGCCAUAGACUAUUAUGAUCGUUGCUUGAAAAUGACUAAAACAUUGGGUGACAGAUCGGGAGAAGGAGCUGCGUAUAGCAAUCUUGGAAACGCUCAUGAACGUUUAGGAGAUUUUAAGACAGCUAUACACUAUUAUGAAUGUCACCUUAAGAUUGCAAAGGAAUUGGGUGACAGAUCAGCAGAAGGAGCAUCAUGUGGGAAUAUUGGAGGCGCCCACCACAGUCUAGGAAAUUUUAAAACAGCCUUAGACUACCAUGAACGUGAACUGAAAAUUGCACAAGAGCUAGGGGACAGAUCGGGAGAAGGAGCAGCUUAUGGCAAUCUUGGCGUCUCUCAUUGCACGUUGGGAGAUAUUAAGACAGCCAUGAAGUACCACGAAUGCCAUCUGAAAAUCGCGAAAGAACAAGGUAACAGAUCAGGGGAAGGAAAGGCUUAUUGCAACCUCGGCAAUACCCAUCGCAGUCUGGGAGAUUUUAAAACAGCUAUCGGCUACCUUGAAAGGCAUCUGAACAUUGAGAAAGAACUGGGUGACAGAUCAGGAGAAGGAAUUGCGUAUAGCAAUCUUGGAUGCGCCCAUCAAAGUCAAGGAGAUUUUAAAACAGCCGUGGCUUACCAUGAACGUCGCCUGGAAAUUGCAAAGGAAUUAGGUGACAGAUCAGGGGAAGGCGCAGCCUAUGCCAAUCUUGGUAUCUCAUAUCACAGUCUGGGAGAUUUCAAGACAGCCAUAGACUAUCAAGAACGUCAUCUUAAAAUCACAAAAGAACUGGGUGAGAGAUCAGGAGAAGGAAAGGCUUAUGGAAACCUUGGCAGUGCCCAUCUCAGUCUGGGAGAUUUUGAAACAGCCAUAAAAUACAUUGAACGUCAUCUAGAAGUUGCAAAAGAACUAGGUGACAAAACGGAAGUAGAAAAUGCGUAUAGUAACCUUGGAAUCGCCUAUGACCAUCUAGGAGAUCUAAAAACAGCCAUAGAUUGCCAUGAACGUUGCCUGAAAAUUGCAAAAGAACUGGGUAAUAAAUGGGGAGAAGGAAAGGCGUACGGCCAACUUGGCAGCUCGUAUCUUGGUCUCGGAGAUUUUAUAACAGCCAUAGAGUAUAAUGAAUGGCAUCUGAAAAUUUCGAAAGAAUUGGGCGACAGAUUGGGAGAAGGAUUGGCGUAUGGUAAUCUUGGCGUCGCCUAUAGAAGUAUGGGAGACCCAACUUUAGCUAUAGACUACCAAACACGUUGCCUGAAAAUUGCACAGGAAUUGGGUGACACGUUAAACGAGGGAAAAGCGUGUUCAGAUCUUGGUAAAUCCUUUGAAUCACUAGGCCAAGUUCCAAAGGCUAUUGACUAUUACCAGCAAGGUAUUUUGUUGUUUAAUAAUAUCAGAGACCGUCUUGAAUUGAAAGACGACUGGAAAAUAAGCUUACGUGAUCAAUACCAGACAACAUACACUGCACUUUGGCGUUUGUUGUUGGCAGAAGGCAACGUUAAGGGAGCUCUGUUUUCUGCCGAGCAAGGACGUGCACAAGGUUUGAAAGAUCUUAUUGAACUUAAGUAUGCCUUCGAAAGGAGUGGUGCGGGAUCAGGUACAGAAAACAGAACAGUCGAUGAACUGCUUAGGUACCUUCCUCCAAAUACGAUAUUUACAGCUUUUGGAGAGAAAGAGUUAGUCUUUUGGGUCUGCCAGAGAGGGAAGGAUGUUGAACUAAGAAAGAAGCAAAUCAAUUCGGCCACUAAAGUUGAAACUUUCUUUCAGGCUAUUUCGCAGGCUGUGCUGCAAGAAAUUGGUGCAAGAGGUCCUUUGAGGUGUGAAGAUCGAUCCCUUGAUCUGGCGAGGGAUAAAAGCCUGGAAGUUAAAAGAUCUCCCCAGGAUGACAGACAAACCAAGCACUUGGACUUGCAAAAAAGUGCCUUAAGUACAUUGUAUGAAAUCAUCAUUGAGCCUAUUCAGGAUCUGUUUUUGGGUAGCGAACUCAUUUUCGUUCCUGAAGGUCAACUUUGCUUGGCCCCUUUUGCUGCAUUCGAGGAUUCAAAUUCCAAAUACCUUUGUAAGUCGUUCAGAAUUCGCGUGUCUCCAUCCCUCACUAGCUUGAAGAUGAUUGCGGAUUGUCCAGUAGAUUACCAUCUCAAAUCUGGUGUACUUCUCGUAGGUGAUCCCUGGGUGCAAGAGGUGACAAAUCUAGAGGAGUUGCCAUCUGCCAGAAAGGAAGUAGAGAUGAUUGGAAGAAUGCUUGGCACAAUUCCUCUGACUGGAAGACAAGCCACAAAGUAUGAGGUGUUGGGACGACUUGGUUCGGUUGCUUUGGUGCAUAUCGCUGCGCAUGGCAGCAUGGAGGCAGGUGAAAUUGCCUUGGCACCAAAUAAUGGUGAAAUGGAUUUUAUGUUGACCAUGAAAGAUGUACUGAGUGUUCAGAUGCGAGCAAGAUUGGUUGUACUCAGUUGUUGUCAUAGUGCUCGCGGGCAGAUCAAAGCCGAGGGUGUGGUUGGUAUAGCACGGGCAUUUUUGGGUGCUGGUGCUCGUUCUGUUCUGGUGUCUUUGUGGGCGAUUGAUGACGAGGCCACACUGGAGUUCAUGAAAAAUUUCUAUCAGCAGCUUGUAAUAGGGAAAAGUGCCAGUGAAGCCUUGAAUCAAGCAAUGAACUGCAUGAGAGAAUCUGAGGAGUUUAAUGCAGUCAGGUUCUGGGCACCAUUCGUACUCAUUGGUGAUGACGUCACGUUGGAAUUUAGUGAAAGCACCUAG